UUCUCUGUCUUUAAAUUUUCAGUGCCGAGUAUUUCUCUGACGAGCAACUAUAGUGUUCUUUGUUUAUAUUAUUUCCGAGAGUCCAAAUUUACCCGGUAUCCCCAAAAGUAGGUAGCACUUGCAUUUACAUUGCCCGCUCACUGCACAUCUUCUGUAAAGCUUGCAGCGGGCGCAGUUUCCGAUUCUCUACGUUUAGUUUGCUUUUGUACGGCACUAGCCAAAGUCGGAAAAUUAAUAAGAAAAACUGAAGACAACGAUGUCGGAGGGCGCAUGUGCCAGUGGGCCACCACCCCCUCUUGGGCAUACUCCAACUAUUGGCGUCAUGUGCAUCGAUAUUGCCACGAAGUUGCAGAAGCACUUUGGGGAAGAAUACCAUAGUUAUCUAGCGGCAUCCUAUAUCAAGUAUCUGGAGGCAUCCGGUGCUCAUGUCGCACCUGUGUGGAUUGGCCGCGAUCGUGCCUAUUACAAGGGGAUAAUGGACCAGAUAAAUGGCAUCCUUUUGCCGGGCGGAGCGGUAUUCUUCGAGGAAGCCGAGAUGAAGUCCAAUCCGAAACUAACCAACGACUGUGUAAGGAGUGCGGAGCACAUAUACCAAUUGGCCAUGGAGCGGAAUAAGCUGGCAAAGAAGGAGAAUGAUGCCGGUGGAUAUUUCCCCCUGUGGGGCACUUGUCUGGGCUUUCAGUUACUCCUAAUACAUGCCGCCGAAACUCCCAAGAUUCGCACCGAUUGUAUGCACAUCCAACAGGCAAUGCCAUUGAGACUGUCCGAGGACUACCUUAAGUCGCAGCUCCUGCAGGAUCUACCCACGUAUGCGGCGGAGCAAAUGGAACGUGUGCCAUUUGCCUCACAUCAACAUCAGUACUGUGUCACCGAACAGAGCCUGGAAUCCUUUGGCCUGGCCAACGACUGGCAUACCUUGGGCACCCAAAUGGAUUCGUCUGGAGUGGAGUUCAUUUCCCUCAUCGAGCACCGGCAUUUUCCCUUCUUUGGCAGCCAGUUUCAUGCGGAACGAGCUGCCUUUGAGCAGCUGUUUGCCGGAAAGGAUCUGUGUCACGAGUCGCACACUCCUCAAGGAAUUGAGUUGGCCCAGCUCAUAGGCGCUCGAUUCGUGGAGGUCUGUCGCCGGAACAGGAAUCGAUUCGAUAGUCCUGAUGAAAAGGCUCGUCAUUUGAUCAAUAACUGGCAGCCAGUAUUCUCCGGUCUAUACCAGGACUCCAAGUGGUUGCAGUGUUAUCUCUUUAAGAAGGAAGAUGAUUAUCCGGAGAAGGUAGUGCGAAAUACUGAAAGUGAUAAAAAGGAAACAUGAAAGUUAAUUAAUUAAUUAUAGUAAACAAAGGCAACAAUUA
Molecule: messenger RNA, 1346 nt
Organism: Drosophila serrata
Lineage: Eukaryota; Metazoa; Arthropoda; Insecta; Diptera; Drosophilidae
Gene: l(3)72Dr
Product: lethal (3) 72Dr
Biological process (GO): tetrahydrofolylpolyglutamate metabolic process
Cellular component (GO): vacuole
Molecular function (GO): gamma-glutamyl-peptidase activity
Source: RefSeq, a predicted model, not a curated record